CAGCAGCCAUAGCAUAGUAGUACAGCAGCACUAGACGCCGCUGCCCCGCUCGGUCCAAGAAAUGAACGCUCCCGAGAGGUCGGAAUCAUGGCGACUAAACGACGAUGAGAAAAAGCUUGCCUACACACCAGACACCAAAAUCCCGCACGCCGGGACCUUCGAGAUCAUCAAGGAGGACCACACGCUCGGAAACCUGCUGCGAAUGCAACUGCUAGCCGACAGGCAGGUUCGGUUUGCCGGGUACAUGCAACCUCAUCCGUUGGAGAACAAGAUCCAUAUCAAGGUCCAAACGAACGGUGACAACACACCGGUGGAUGCUUUGUCGGCGGCGACUGAGGAUCUGUCACAGGAGAUGGAAGGGCUGCGGGAAGUUUUCCAAGAGCAGGUUGCGGCUGCCAAGCACGCCGCGGAGCAGGAGCAGUUCGGGUCAUAGUUUAUGUGUCGAUGUGUAGGAUGGCUUUGCGUCGUUGGCUGUUAGCGGCGGAGCAACCGCGUUGUUGCUGGGUGCCCCUACCGCUCGCCACGAUCCCCUGCGCGGCCAGAUUGAUGUUUACUCCCGCGUGCCUUGUAUGUACGUACGGUGAAUGAUGUAGUGUAUUGUUGACGUUGGACGGCGUCAUUUACAGGCUGAUAUGUGUACAGUGAUGGAAGCCUUCGUUGUCCAUGUUUUCUUGUUUCGCCGGCGCUUAGCGAGCACGUGCUGCAUCCCCCCGCUCCUACCAAACAGACGUUCCCAGAAGGAUGUGCGGUGGGUCGUAGUUGUCACGACCAAACGUAAUGUUGACCUCAUGCUCUGCUGUGCAGUUCUAUCAGCCGGUGCAUAGACAACCUAGUCGUGUUGCGGUUUGGCGGAGGCACUGUCACCAUUAAAAAAAAAUACAACUGUUCAUUCUUGUUUUUGGUUUUCCUCUUGGUGAAACUAUUAUGCAUGUGCAUCGAAAGGAGGCCUACAUAUUUUGGUACCCUUCCACACUCGUGGGUGCCUUCCUCUCGACCAUGCCCCACCAAGAGGCUGCCGUGGGUCCCCAACACAUGCCCUUCCGCUUCUUCUAUCACCAGCAAGAAAAAACCGGCACACGCCAGGCUACCGUAAGCCGGUGGAGUCAUCACCAGCGGCGGUUUGCUGCAAAAUACCGGGCCAACGACUUUCUUACUACCCAUUUUGGACGAGCGACUAGGCGCGCAUUCAGAGUCCCCGGCGGCCGCUCCGCAAACGAUGCCCAACACAAGCGGCCACCGCCCCCCCCCC
Ectocarpus sp. CCAP 1310/34 is the source of this 1249-nucleotide messenger RNA. NCBI's taxonomy places the organism in Eukaryota, Phaeophyceae, Ectocarpales, Ectocarpaceae. The record is from the annotation of a GenBank genome assembly.